Molecule: messenger RNA, 14883 nt
Organism: Spinacia oleracea (spinach)
Lineage: Eukaryota; Viridiplantae; Streptophyta; Magnoliopsida; Caryophyllales; Amaranthaceae
Exons: 13
Coding region: 274-14502 (4742 amino acids)
Molecular function (GO): Hsp70 protein binding
Source: RefSeq, a predicted model, not a curated record
CUAUCAGCUUUUUGCCGAAGAUUUUAUCGAAGUUAAUUCAACGAAGAUGGUUAUUGGUGCCUUGGUGGUAUGAGUGGUCGCCGUCUUCGAUAUACGUCGGUGCAAUUGAAAACCGGCAUACUUAACCAACUUUCAAGUUCAACCCCCAAAUUUUGACUAUUGCCCCCUUUCUAAACCCUAAUAAUCACUUCAAUUUUGAUUCCCAAUUCAAUAAUUUCCCCCAAAUUCCAAUGGUUUGACUCCGAAUCCCUAUUUCUGAUCAACUAAACUCCAAUGGAUUCCUCCUCCGACUCCAUAUUUCUGGAGGAUUUCGGCCAAAAGGUCGAUCUCACUCGCCGAAUUCGGGAGGUUCUGUUGAACUACCCCGAGGGUACGACGGUGCUGAAGGAGCUCGUUCAGAACGCCGACGAUGCCGGCGCCACCAAGGUUUGUCUCUGCUUGGACCGGCGCUCCCACGGCGGAGACUCGUUAUUGUCGAAUCGCUUGGCUCAGUGGCAAGGUCCUGCUCUUUUGGCUUACAAUGAUGCUGUUUUCACGGAGGAGGAUUUUGUCAGUAUUUCAAGGAUUGGUGGUAGUACUAAGCAUGCUCAAGCUUCAAAGACCGGCCGCUUUGGGGUGGGGUUCAACUCGGUGUACCAUUUGACAGAUCUACCAUCCUUUGUAAGUGGUAAAUAUCUGGUUAUGUUUGAUCCUCAAGGAGUCUAUCUUCCAAAUGUCUCUGCAGCAAAUCCGGGAAAGCGAAUAGAGUAUGUCAGUUCUUCAGCUAUAUCUCGGUAUAAAGAUCAGUUCUUUCCGUAUUGUGCAUUUGGUUGUGAUAUGAGAAGUCCUUUCAGUGGAACUCUCUUUCGUUUCCCUCUGAGGAAUGCAGUGCAGGCUGUAGAAAGUAAGCUUUCAAGGCAGGCAUACUCAGAAGAUGAUAUUUCUUCUAUGUUUACUCAGCUCUAUGAAGAAGGAGUAUUUUCUUUGCUAUUCCUUAAAAAUGUGUUGUCAAUUGAAAUGUACGUAUGGGAUGUUGGGGAGACAGUGCCAAGGAAACUCUUUUCAUGUUCGGUAAGCUCAGCAGACGAAGACAUAAUUUCACAUCGUCAGUUGCUUUUGAGAUUGUCAAAACUGUCCAGCAUUUCUACCUUUGAAAUGGAUUCUUUUAAGUUGAAUUUUGAAUCUGAGGCUGUCUGUGGAAGCUCCAUUCAGAAGCGGACAGACACCUUCUACAUAGUCCAAGCCAUGGCUUCAGCAUCCAGUAGGAUCGGUUCCUUUGCAGCCAAGGCUUCCAGUGAAUAUGACAUUCACCUUCUGCCCUGGGCAUCCGUUGCUGCAUGCGUAUCUGAUGAUGGCUCAAAUGGUGAUGGUCUUAAGAUUGGUCGAGCUUUCUGUUUUCUUCCAUUGCCUGUAAGAACUGGGUUGACAGUGCAGGUGAAUGGAUACUUCGAAGUUUCUUCAAAUCGGCGUGGAAUAUGGUAUGGGGAGGAUAUGGAUAGAAGUGGAAAAAUCAGAUCUAUUUGGAACAGACUUCUUUUGGAGGAUGUUGUUGCUCCUAUUUUUAGAAGUUUACUGCUUGGUGUGCAAGGAAUUCUAGGUCCAACAAGCUCAUACUAUUCCAUAUGGCCUACUGGUGAUUUUGAGGAGCCGUGGAGUAUACUGAUACAGCAAAUCUAUAAAAACAUUAUUCAGGCCCCUGUCUUGUAUACAAAUGUAGGAGGGGGGAAAUGGGUGUCACCUGCUGAUUCUUUUCUUCACGAUGAGGAGUAUACUGACAAAGAGGAGCUCGCUACUGUGCUCCUGCUUCUUGGGAAGCACAUUGUUCGUUUGCCUAAUUCCUUGCGUAACAUGCUUAUGAAGUGCACCACAGAUUUUGAAUGGAGAGUCAUCACCCCCGAAACAGUGAGAUGUUUCAUUCGUGACUAUGGUUCUAUAAGUAGUCUAGGUAGUGCUCAGAGAUUGCUUUUGUUAGAAUAUUGCCUUGAAGACCUCUUAGAUUCUGAUGUUGGAAGGUAUGCAAACAACUUGCCUUUGCUCCCAUUGGUAAAUGGAGGCUUUGGAUCUUUUUCUGAAGCUUCUAAAGGAAUCUCGUUUUUCAUUUGCAACGAGUUGGAGCACAAGCUACUUCAACAGAUACCUGACCGAGUAAUUGAUGGGAAUAUUCCAAACAAGAUUAUGAGAAGACUUUCAUCUGUUGCAGAUUGCUCAGGGGCCAAUCUAGUCGUUUUUAAAGCUGAAUACCUUGUUCAGUUACUUGACAAGUUCAUGCCUCCGGAGUGGAGAUUAAAAAGUAAGGUUCUUUGGCAUCAAGAAGGAGGUCAGAAUAAUCAUCCAACUUCAUUGUGGUUUGUCAUAUUCUGGCAAUAUCUCAAAUUUCAAUGUGAAAAUUUGUCUUUGUUUCAUGAGUGGCCCAUUUUACCGUCAACCUCGGGGCAUUUGUAUAGAUUCUCCAAGCAGUCAAAAUUUAUUAUUGUCGAAAAACUUUCCGAGGGAUUGAGAAGUGUUCUGGACAAAAUUGGAUGUAAAAUAUUAGAUACUCAGUAUGGAGUUGAGCAUCCUGAUCUGUCAUACUACAUUGGUGAUGCUACAGGGCCAACUGUACUUGAAUCGAUCUUUGAUGUUGUCUCUUCAAGUGGUGGUGUUAUGCAGACAUGCCUUCGUAUGCUAGAAGCAGAGGAGAGAAAUGAGCUUCGUAACUUUCUUCUUGAUCCAAAGUGGUACAUUGGUGGGUAUAUGGGCGAUUCUGAUAUUUGGAAGUGCAAGAAGCUCCCCAUUUAUAGAGUUUAUGGAGAAGAAUCUGGUGAUAACUUGCACUUUUCUGGUCUAGUGGAUUCUCAAAAAUAUUUGCCACCGAAGAAUGUUUUAAAUUGCUUUCUUGGAAGUGAAUUCAUUUCCACUUCCUCUGACACUGAAGAAAAUGUUCUACAGAGAUACUAUGGAUUGCAGCGUAUGGUAAAGGCACAUUUCUACCGGAGGCAAGUUUUCAGUAAGAUUAAAGAUUUGCCAGCCGAGGAUCGUGAUUGCGUCAUGCUCUCUGUUCUAAAAGAUCUUCCACAUUUGUGCAUCGAGGAUUCAGGUUUUAAAGAAGCUGUGAGGAAUAUUGAAUUUGUUCCAACACAUACAGGUUCUUUAAAGUGUCCUGGUGCUUUAUAUGAUCCCAGGAAUGAAGAGUUACUUGCCUUGCUCGAAGAUACCGACCUUUUCCCUUGUGGCGCUUUUCAAGAAUCAGAUAUUUUGGAUGUUCUACAGGGUUUAGGACUUAAAACAUCUGCGUCUCUAGAUACAGUACUUCAAUGUGCUCGAUAUGUCGAACAGAUAAAGCAAGAGGAUCCAGAGAAGGCAUAUAUGAGAGGGAAGGUUCUUCUGGAAUAUCUGGAGGUAAAUGCACAUAGGUGGGCUGCCAUUCCACUAAAUGAUGAUCAAGGGACACUGAAUAGAGUGUUUUCACGAGCUGCAACUGCAUUUCGGCCUCGUAAUUUGAAAUCUGACCUGGAAAAAUUCUGGAAUGACCUCCGAAUGAUUUGUUGGUGCCCAGUUAUUGUUUCUGCUCCUUAUCAAGCUCUUCCCUGGCCUGGUUUGUCAUCAGCAGUUGCUCCUCCUAAGUUGGUACGACCUAAAACAGACUUGUGGCUUGUGUCAGCUAGUAUGCGAAUACUCGAUGGAGAAUGUGCUUCAUCAGUCUUGUCGCACCAACUUGGAUGGUCUUCCCCCCCUGUUGGAAGUGUAGUUGCUGCGCAGAUUCUGGAGCUUGGAAAAGAUAAUGAGAUUGUGACUGAUCAAGCCUUCCGCCAGCAGUUAGCCCUUGCCAUGCCCAGGAUAUAUGCCAGACUGACAGAUAUGAUUGGUUCGGAUGAGAUGGACAUUGUCAAGGCUGUUUUGGAAGGAAGCCGAUGGAUUUGGGUGGGAGAUGGUUUUACAACUGCAGAAGAGGUUGUUCUUAAUGGUCCUUUACACUUGGCUCCAUAUAUCCGUGUUAUACCUGUUGAUUUGGCUGUCUUUAAGGAACUAUUUUUAGAGCUUGGAGUAAGGGAAUUUUUAAAUUUUAGUGAUUAUGCCAAGAUAUUAUGCAGAAUGGCUACGCGGAAAGGGGAUGAUCCUUUGACAGGAGAGGAGCUCACGGCUGCUAUACUUGUUGUGCAGCAUUUGGCCGAGGCCCUGUUUCAUGAAAAACAUGUAAUUAUCUACUUACCUGAUGCAUCAUGUCGACUCCUUCCUGCAUCAGAUUUAGUUUAUAAUGAUGCUCCCUGGUUGCUUGGAUCAGAAGAUUCGGACAGUACAUCAAGUCAUGCAACCAAUCUUUUGAUGAGUGCAAGACGAUCUGUUCAGAGAUAUGUGCAUGGUAACAUAUCAAAUGAUGUCGCAGAGAAACUUGGUGUCUGCUCACUUCGGAGAUCGUUGCUUGCCGAGAGUGCCGAUUCAAUGAAUUUGAGUCUAUCUGGGGCAGCUGAAGCUUUUGGUCAGCAUGAAGCAUUGACCACUAGACUGAAACAUAUACUUGAGAUGUACGCAGAUGGACCUGGAAUUCUUUUUGAGCUGGUACAGAAUGCUGAGGAUGCUGGGGCCUCGGAGGUUAAUUUUCUAUUGGAUAAAACUCAAUAUGGAACUUCGUCUUUGCUUUCACCUGAGAUGGCUGACUGGCAGGGCCCUGCUUUAUAUUGUUACAAUGACUCCGUAUUCAGCCCACAGGAUCUCUAUUCAAUCUCACGUAUUGGUCAAGAUAGCAAACUGGAGAAGCCUUUUGCAAUCGGUAGGUUUGGGCUAGGAUUCAAUUGUGUAUACCAUUUUACAGACAUUCCUUCAUUUGUAUCUGGGGAAAAUAUUGUGAUGUUUGAUCCACAUGCUUGUAACUUGCCUGGAAUUUCUCCUUCUCACCCGGGAUUGCGUAUUAAGUUUGUAGGUAGAAGGAUUCUGGAACAAUUUCCCGAUCAAUUUACACCAUUUUUGUACUUUGGCUGUGACUUACAACAUCAGUUUCCCGGUACACUCUUCCGGUUCCCGCUUAGGACAGCCAGCACCGGCCCUCGAAGUCAAAUAAAACAAGAAGGAUAUGCACCCGAAGACGUCAUAUCACUUUUCUCUUCAUUUUCCAAGGUUGUUUCUGAAACUCUUCUUUUCCUACGCAGUGUGAAAUCCAUAUCCCUAUAUCUGAAGGAUGGAUCUGAUUCAGAAUUGCAACUAGUGCACCGAGUGCAAAGACAUACUGUCCUUGAGCCAGAACGUCCUCCACAUUCUCUCCAAUAUAUGUUUGAUUAUCUGAAUGGGAUCCAGCUGUGCAAGGUGGAUAAAAAUCAGCUUCUUGAUAAGUUGAGAGGAUAUGGGGAUGAAAAUCUUCCCAGGAGACUACAGAAGGUUGUGGUUAGAGAACAAUCCUUAUCUGAUGAUGUAUCACAUGUAUGGAUGAUGAGUGAAUGUUUAGGUAGUGGACUGGACCAAAAGUCUUCAAGUACUAAAUUAAGGUCUCACAAGGGCAUUCCAUGGGCAGCUGUUGCCGCCUACUUGCAGUCUACUAAGGUUGCUGUUAAUUCAUGUGAUUUCACACUAUCAGAAGGAUCUCUUACCAUUUUGCCUCGUACGUCUCAAGACGCAGAAUUGUCUGCUCAGUGUCGAAAGAAUUUUGAGGGCCGUGCAUUCUGUUUUUUGCCUUUGCCAAUAAGCACUGGUCUUCCAGCACAUGUUAAUGCCUAUUUUGAAUUGUCAUCUAAUCGCAGAGAUAUUUGGUUUGGUAAUGAUAUGUCAGGCGGUGGAAGAACACGUUCUGACUGGAAUAUUUACCUCCUUGAGCAUGUUGCUGCCCCAGCAUAUGCUCACCUUCUUGAAAAGCUGGCUAUGGAAGUUGGUUCUUGUGAAUGGUUCCUCUCGUUUUGGCCGACAAAAUCAGGAGGAGAACCUUGGUCAUCUGUGGUUCAGAAGCUAUACAUGUUUAUUGCUGAUUUUGAUGUUCGUGUUCUACACACUCAAGCUAGAGGUGGUCAGUGGAUCUCAGCAAAACAAGCUCUGUUUCCUGAUUUUACUUUUGAGACGAUGCCUCAACUUGCUGAUGCAUUGUCAGAUGUUGGCUUACCUCUGGUCACUGUUUCUCAAUCACUUGUUGAGAGAUUUGUGGAAGUCCGGCCUUCAUUACAUUUUUUGACACCACAGUUGCUGAGAACGUUGUUGAUUCGGCGCAAAUGUAAAUUUACCGAAAGAAGUGCAUUAAAUUUGACACUUCAGUAUUGCUUAUUCGAUUUGGAAAAACCUAUUCAGUCUAAUUGUUUGUAUGGUUUACCUUUGAUUCCACUGUCAAAUGGCUCGUCUACAACAUUUAAUCCAAGAGGUGUGGAUGAAAGAAUAUACAUUGCUCAUGAGAAUGAAUAUGAUCUUCUCAAAGAUUCAAUUCCGAGUCAAUUGGUUGACAAGGCACUUCCUGAAGAAGUUCAUUUGAAAUUAUGUGACAUAGCGCAAAGUGAGGAUUCAAAUGUUUCUUUUCUGACUUGUCAUCUGCUUGAGACACUUUUUCUUCGGAUACUUCCAGUAGACUGGCAAAAUGCUAAACAGGUUAAGUGGGUCCCUGGUCAUGCUCAGCAGCCUUCUUUAGAAUGGAUGAGAUUGUUUUGGAGUUACCUGAGAUCAAGUUGUGAUGAUCUCUCAGUGUUCUCUAAGUGGCCUGUCUUGCCAGUUGGAAAUGAUCAUCUCAUGCAGCUUGUUAAAAGUUCAAAUAUCAUUGAAAAUGAAGGAUGGAGUGAAAAUAUGUCAUCGUUGUUGUUAAAAGUAGGUUGUUUUUUUCUUAGACGUGGCUUCCCUAUUGAACAUCCACAGUUGAAGAACUAUGUUCAGGCACCAAGUGCAACUGGUAUACUUAAUGCUUUUCUGGCCGUAGCUGGUAGAAUAGAAAAUGUUGAUGGGCUCUUUGCUGAUUCCACAGAAAGAGAGUUGCAGGAAUUAAGGAACUUUAUUCUGCAGUCCAAGUGGUUCUUUGAUGGUGAAAUGCGUGGCAUAAAUAUCGAGGUCAUCAAACGUAUUCCAAUGUUUGAGUCAUGCAGAAGUAGAAAAUUAGUCAGCUUGAGUGAAGGUAUCAAAUGGCUUAAACCAAGUGGCUUGCGUGAGGAUCUUUUGGAUGACGACUUUGUUCGAGCUGAGACGGAGGGAGAGAGAAUAAUAUUGAACAGAUAUCUAGACGUUCAAGAACUUUCCAAGGCAGAAUUUUAUAAGCAUUAUGUGCUGAACCACAUGUCAGAUUUUCUUUCAUCACAAGGAGCUCUUUCUGCUAUUUUACAGGAAGUAAAAGUGCUGGUUGAGGAGGAUGUCUCAAUUAAGGAUGCAAUUUCAACCACUCCAUUUGUUUUAUCUUGCAAUGGUUCGUGGCAACAACCAUCCAGGAUAUAUGAUCCUCGUGUUCCGGAGCUACACCUGCUGCUACACAAAGAAGUUUUCUUCCCUGCUAAAGAAUUUUCCGAUCCCGAGACACUGGAUAUGUUAUCUGGCCUGGGAAUGAAGCAAAGCUUGGGUUUUACUGGGUUGCUUGAUUGUGCAAAGACAGUUUCACUUCUGAAUGAUUCCAGCGACACAGAUACAAUUACUUAUGGGAGGAGGUUGCUUGCCUGUUUAGAUUCUCUAGGAUCAAAGUUUUCAGUUGAGAAGAAAGAAGAGUCUUCUACAUUAUUUGAAGAAGGUUUUAACUCUUUGAUUUGUAACGAUGACUGUGAUAUUGCUGCAUUUUUAGGUAGCUUGGUUGAUGCUAAACCACCAGAAGAAUUUUGGUCUGAGCUUAAAUCUAUUAAAUGGUGUCCUAUUUAUGUUGAUCCACCUCUGCAGGGUCUUCCAUGGCUGAAGUCCAGUGAUCUUGUGGAAGCCCCCACCAUGGUGAGACCUAAAUCUGACAUGUGGAUGGUGUCAUCUACUAUGCAUGUGUUAGAUGCUGAGUGCUACUCCACACAUGUCAAAAGCAAAUUGGGUUGGAUGGAUCGCCCUAAUGUGCAAGUUUUAUCAACUCAACUGGUUGAAUUGAGCAAAUCCUAUUGCCAGCUCAAGUUAGAUUCUAUUGUUGACUCUACUUUUGAUGAUGAGUUGCAGAAGGGAGUCACUUUAGUUUAUUCAAUGAUGCAAGAGUAUAUCAGCACUCAGGAUUUUAUGAUCUUGAAGUCAUCUCUUGAAGGAGUUUCUUGGGUUUGGAUUGGUGAUGGUUUUGUGGCCCCAAAUGAUCUUGCAUUCGAUUCACCUGUCAAAUUUCAGCCUUACUUGUAUGUGGUUCCAUCUGAAUUGUCAAGCUUUAGAGAUAUGCUCUUAGCAUUGGGUGUAAAACUUGAUUUUGAGGUUUCUGACUAUUUACGCGCUCUGCAAAAGUUGCAGACUGAUAUAAAAGGGUCCAUACUAUCAGAAGACCAGUUAUGUUUCGUGCACUGUGUUCUUGAAGCUGUUGCAGAUUGCUUUUCGGACAUGCCACCAGCUGAGGUUUCAAGCACUCAUUUAUUAAUUCCAGAUGCUUCGGGUGUUCUGAUAUAUUCUAAAGAUCUUGUCUUCAAUGAUGCACCAUGGAUGGAAAACAACAUCUCUAUUGGAAAAAAAUUUGUUCACCCAAGGAUAAGUAAUGACUUGGCAUUAAUGUUGGGCGUGCAGUCACUUCGGUGCAUGUCUUUGGUUGACGAAGAGAUGGCAAAAGAUUUAGUGUGCAUGGAUUUUGCUAGAAUUAGCGAGCUUCUGACAUUAUAUGCAAGUGACGAGUUUUUAUUGUUUGACCUCCUUGAGUUGGCAGAUAGCUGUAACACAAAGAAAAUGCACAUUAUCUUUGACAAAAGGGAGCACCCUCGCCAGUCUCUAUUGCAGCAUAAUCUAGGUGAAUUUCAAGGGCCUGCUUUGCUUGUUGUCUUUGAAGGGGCCAGCUUAAGUAGGGAAGAAGUUACUAGCCUACAGUUCCUUCCUCCAUGGAGACUUCGGGGUGAUACUCUAAAUUAUGGCUUAGGUUUGCUGAGCUCUUUUUCUGUCUGUGAUCUCCUAUCAGUGAUGUCUGGUGGCUACUACUAUAUAUUUGAUCCUCGUGGUUUAGUGCUUGCACCUUCCUCGAGUCAUUCGCCUGGAGCAAAAGUGUUCUCUUUGACUGGUACUAACUUGACUGAACGGUUUCGAGAUCAAUUUUCUUCUAUGCUUGUGGGCCAACAUGUGGUGUUCUCAUCUGAUACCACCAUUAUCCGCAUGCCGCUUUCAUCCGAGUUUAUGACAGAGGAGCCUGAAGCCGGAUUUCAGAAAGUAAAGCAGAUAUAUGAUAGAUUUAUGGAGCAUGGAUCUCGUGUACUUUUAUCCCUGAAAUCAGUCUUGCAGGUCUCAUUGUCUAGGUGGGAAGAAGGGAACCUACAUCCUUCGGAAGAUUAUUCAGUUUGCGUUGAUUCAAAAUCUGCCAGAUUGAGAAAUCCUUUUUCUGAAAAAAAAUGGAGGAAAUUCCAGCUAUCUAGGCUGUUUAGCAGCUCGAAUGCUGCCACUAAAAUGCAUGUGAUUGACAUCACUUGUCACCAAGGAGAAAGUAAGGUUGCUGACCAAUGGGUCACUGUCCUCAGUAUGGGUUCUGGACAAACAAGAAACAUGGCCCUCGAUAGGCGUUAUCUGGCAUAUAACCUUACACCUGUUGCUGGAGUUGCAGUCCAUGUGUCUCGAAAUGGUCAUGCUGCCGACAUCUCGCAUUCAAGCUGCGUCAUGUCCUCUCUUCCUUUGUCUAUAAAGAUGGACAUACCUGUCACAUUAUUGGGAUAUUUUCUUGUCCGUCACAAUAGGGGUCGUCAUCUUCAAGAAGGGCAUGAAGCACAACCUGAUGCUGGAAGUCAGUUGAUAGAGGCUUGGAACAAAGAGUUGAUGGCUUGCAUUCGUGAUUCCUAUAUUGAGAUCACUAUGGAAAUGCAGAAGUUGAGACGAGGAUCUGCAGAUGAGCCAAGUGUUGGCCAUGCAGUUGAUCUUGCUUUAAAGAUAUUUAGUGAUAAUCUUUAUUCUUUGUGGCCAAGAUCAGAUAUGCAUUCACAUGAUGGUCAACUGGAUGGUAAUAAGUUGGUUUCAGAAAAAGUGCCUAAAGCGGAUUGGGAAUGCAUAGUUGAGCGUGUAAUUAGGCCAUUCUAUGUCCGCCUUGCUGACCUUCCAGUGUGGCCUCUCUAUUCUGGAAAUCUUGUGAGAGUUGAAGAGGGUAUGUUUCUGUCACAGCCUGGAAAUGGAGUUGGUGAUAGCUUGCUGCCAGCUACAGUUUGUAAUUUUGUCAAGGAGCACUAUCCAGUGUUUUCUGUACCAUGGUAUCUCAUAAGUGAGCUUCAAUUGGUGGGAGUUACAGUUCGAGAAAUUAAACCAAAAAUGGUCCGUGAUCUUCUUAGGGUUUCCUCAACAUCUAUGGUUGUCCGGUCAGUGGACACAUUUGUUGAUGUUCUUGACUAUUGCUUGUCAGACAUUCGCCUACCUGAGUCUUCUGGUUCCAGUGAAGGUGACACAUCUGAAGACUUCAGUUCCUUCCCACAAGUAAGCAGACUAGUUGAUGGAAGUUCAACAUCGUUGGCUAGCAUACGUGGACUUCAUGGAGUAUCUACUCAUGGUCCAACAAAUUCAGGAGUGGAUGCACUUGAAAUGAUGUCAAGUUUAGGAAAGGCCCUCUUUGAUUUUGGACGAGGGGUAGUUGAAGACAUAGGCAGAACUGGAAAUGCAACAGGUCAAAGAGAUAGAAUUACAAGUGUUAAUAGUUUUAAUGUUUCCCAUGGUGGAAAUAAAUUUUUGUCUAUAGCAGCUGAAUUGAGAGGCUUGCCAUGUCCCACUGCAGCGAAGAAUUUAGCGAGGCUGGGAAUUACUGAUCUUUGGGUUGGAAACAAUGAUCAGCAAUUGUUAUUGCAGCAAUUAUUGGGAAAGUUUAUUCACCAUAAGAUAUUGGAGCGUCCAACUUUAGCUGGUAUUUUUUCUGAUGUCUCUCUGCAGUCUUUGUUAAAGUUGCAUAAGCUUUCCCUUAAUUUACUAGCUAGUCAUAUGAGGUCGCUUUUCCAUGAAAGUUGGGUGAACCAUGUUAUGAACUCGAAUAUGGCUCCAUGGUUUUCUUGGGAUAAUAGCAUGAACUCUGGCGGAGAAGCUGGCCCGAGUCCUGAUUGGAUUAGACUUUUCUGGAAAAAUUUUGAUGGAUCAUCAGAUGAUCUUUCUCUGUUUUCAGACUGGCCCCUUAUUCCUGCAUUUAUUGGUAGACCAGUCUUGUGCCGUAUAAGAGAGCGUGAUCUUGUUUUUAUUCCACCCGUUUCUACAUGUACAUCUUCUAGCAACAAUGUUUUGGAAGUAGAGCCAUCUCUUAACAUAUUAAAUGGGCUUUCAGUAGAUCAUUCAUCUCUAUCUGAAACUGUUCGACCAUACUCUCUGGCUAUUACGGAGGCUCAUAGUAGAUACCCUUGGUUGUUGUCAUUUCUAAAUCAGUGCAAUAUUCCUACAUAUGAUCCUGCUUUCUUGGAUUGUGCUGGUCCCUGUGAUUGCCUUCCCGCUGCUGGCCAAUCAUUAGGAGGAGUAAUUGCUUCAAAACUUGUUAUAGCUAAACGGACUGGUUAUUUCUCAGAACUGACCUCUUUUCCAGCUUCAGACCGUGAAAGGCUUUUCAAUCUUUUUGUCUCGGACUUUGUCUCUAAUAGGUCCAACUACGGGAGAGAGGAACUGGAAGUAUUACGUGAAUUGCCGAUUUACAAGACAGUAGUGGGGUCGUUUACACAAUUACAUGGUAAUGACCUCUGCGUAAUUGCUUCUAGUUCAUUUCUGAGACCAUUUGAUGAGCAUUGCCUUUCCUAUACCAUGGAUUCUGAAGAAAGUUUUCUGCUUCGAGCUCUAGAUGUUCCUGAGUUGCGUGAUCAGCAGAUUCUAGUACGGUUUGCAUUGCCCGGGUUUGAAGGUAAAAGUCAGUCACAGCAGGAGGACAUAUUAAUAUAUAUUUAUAUGAAUUGGAAAGAGCUCCAGAUUGAAUCUUCUGUGGUGGAUGCUCUCAAGGAUACUCAUUUUGUAAGAAAUGCUGAUGAGUUUUCCUUGGAGUUGUCUAGACCACAGGAUCUAUUUGAUCCAAAUGAUGCUCUGUUAACCUCGGUAUUUUCUGGUGAGCGAAAGAGAUUUCCCGGGGAACGGUUCACAACAGAUGGCUGGCUUCAAAUUCUGAGAAAGCUAGGUCUUCGGUCAGCCACAGAAACAGAUGUGAUGCUUGAAUGUGCCAAAAGAGUAGAGUUUCUUGGUUCUGAGUGUGUAAAAGAAAGUCAAGAUCUUGGAGAAUUUGAUAGGGACCCUGCUAAUUCCCACAAUGAAUUGUCUUCAGAGAUAUGGUCAUUAGCUGAAUCUGUUGUGGAAGCUGUAUUUUCAAAUUUUGCUGUGCUUUAUAGCAACAGCUUCUGCAAUGCUUUUGGUAAGAUUGCUUGCGUACCUUCAGAAAGAGGUUUUCCUAAUGUUGGUGGUAAAAGGGGUGGAAAGCGAGUGCUUUCAUCAUACAGUGAAGCUAUUUUGUUGAAAGAUUGGCCACUGGCUUGGAGUUGUGCCCCUAUCCUUUUGAGGCCUAAUAUAAUUCCACCAGAGUACUCUUGGGGAGCAUUAUACCUGAGGAGCCCUCCAAUAUUUUCUACAGUGUUGACACAUUUGCAGAUUGUCGGAAAAGAUGGCGGUGGUGAUGCUCUUGCGCAUUGGCCAACAUCUGCUAGCAUGAUGACUGCUGAGGAUGCGGCAUGUGAAAUCCUCAAGUACCUUGCUAAAGUUUGGGAUUCUCUCUCUUCUUCAGAUGUACAAGAGUUAGAGAAGGUCUCUUUUCUGCCUGCAGCAAAUGGUACUCGGUUGGUGAAAGCAAGUUCUCUCUUUGUGCGCCUGGGAGUAAACUUGUCGCCAUUCGUAUUUGAACUUCCUUCUACAUAUCUCCCCUUUGUAAGGAUCCUCAAAGACAUGGGUUUGCAGGAAACUCUUUCUGUAUCCAGUGCAAAAGACCUUCUCUUGAAUCUUCAGAAAGCAUGUGGAUAUCAACGUCUAAAUCCAAAUGAACUUCGUGCAGUAAUGGAAAUUUUACAUUAUAUUUGUGAUGGAACUGAUGAGUACAAGCCAGAAAGAUCUAGCUGGGAUUUUGAUGCAGUAGUCCCAGAUGAUGGCAGCAGACUUGUGCAUGCCAGAUCAUGUGUAUAUAUUGAUUCCUGCAGCUCCCCUUUUGUAAAAUUUAUCAACUCAUCAAGGCUCAGGUUUGUCCAUCCGAAUGUUCCAGAAAGGACGUGUUUAACUCUGGGCAUAAAAAAGUUAUCUGAUAUAGUUGAAGAGGAACUGAAUGUUGAGGUGCGAACUUUGGGAAAUAUAGGGACAGUGUCAUUGGCAUUCAUGAGGCAAAAGCUGUUGAGCAGAUCAUUUCAGGAUGCAGUAUUCAAGAUUCUUAGCAGUUUUAAAAGUAACAUUCCAGCAUUCAAUAAUUUAUCUCCAGGGCAAGUGAAUUGUUUGCUUGAGGAUGCAGCAGACAAGAUUCAGUUUGUUCAGUCCAUCUACACUCGGUUUGUGCUACUUCCUGAUUGCAUAGACAUUACCUAUGUUCCAAAGGGCUCAACACUUCCAGAUUGGGCUGCAGAAUUUGAGCAUCGUGCUCUUUACUACAUCAAUAAAGGGAAGACCCUGAUUUUAGUUGCUGAACCUCCAAAUUAUAUCUCUGUUGUAGAUGUUAUUGCCAUUGUCGUGAGUGAUAUUUUAGGUUCUCCUAGUCCAUUGCCUCUUGGGUCUUUAUUUCUAUGCCCGGAAGACUCAGAGAGUGCACUUACUGAUGUUUUGAGAAUCUGCUCUGAAAACAAAGGAAGAGAGACAAUGAACAACAGUGAGUUGAUAGGCAAAGAAAUACUGGCUCAAGAUGCUCGUCAAGUUCAAUUCCACCCUUUAAGGCCAUUUUACAUGGGCGAAAUAGUCGCAUGGCGGUCUCAAAAUGGGGAGAAGUUGAAGUAUGGUAGAGUACCUGAAGAUGUUAGACCCUCGGCUGGACAAGCGCUUUAUCGAUUUGGUGUUGAAAUCACUCAUGGAGUGAUAGAGACACUUCUGUCUUCACAGGUCUUCUCUUUCAGAAGUGUAUCCCUUGAUAAUGAGGACUCAUCAAUAACUCUGCCAGAUAUGAGUGAUACAGUGUCUCAAAACACAUUGCAUCCCCAGAUUCCAGAGGAUACUAGAAGAGACAACAUAACAUUAACACAGCUGCAAACAGGAAAAGAUCUCCUAUAUGGGCGAGUUUCACCUGCAGAAUUGGUGCAGGCAGUUCAUGAGAUGAUGUCUGCUGCAGGAAUCAGUAUUGAUAUGGAAACACAGACACUGCUACGCACAAACUUAACCCUGCAAGAACGACUUAAGGACUCUGAGGCAGCAUUCUUGCUUGAACAGGAAAAGGCUGAUACUGCAGCCAAAGAAGCUGAUACAGCUAAAGCGGCAUGGCAGUGCCGGAUAUGUUUAAGUUCUGAAGUAGAUGUUACACUCGUUCCUUGUGGACAUGUGCUUUGUCGCAGGUGCUCCUCUGCUGUUUCUAGGUGUCCCUUCUGUCGUCUUCAGGUUUCAAAGACACUCAGGAUUUUUCGGCCAUGAUAACCGAGUGGAAAUCACUGCACAACUUGACUCUAACCUCCAUGGGAGGGGAGGGAUGGGUGAUAAUCAAGUAUCAGAUCGGCCAAUAAAAUACGGUACUUCUGCUUCUGUUAUAUUUUUUGUAUAGUGUAAGUAUAAAACCACCUAGGUUCAUCAUCAGAAAGUCAUUGUAAAUCUGUAAAUUAUACACCAAACAACUUCGAAUAUGAUGGUCUGAAGGCUAGGGUUAUAGAGUUCAGAACUAUUUUACAUAAAAUUUAUGGGCCCUUUAAUUACUUAUAGAUAUUAUAGAGAGAGGGGUGAGGCACAAACAUUAAGCAUACAAGUUGUACAAACGAAUCUGGUUGAUUAUUGAAAAUAUUUCAUUAAAUUUGUUCAAUA